AUGCGCUUUUCCGUCGCUUCACAAGUCCUCUGCGGCGCCGUGGCCGUAUCCGCCCUGUCGAUUCCCCGAUCCAUCGAGAAGAGGUUAAAACUCAUCGGUCUGGGACAAUUCGGCAGCUUCCCGACUAUCACGCCCGAGGAAGCCCACCGCGAGGCCGAGAAUAUUCUCAAGGACAUCAUCUUAGGCGAUGGUCCCCAGUUCAAGCAUGGUCAGGGAGGGGUCGGGUCGAGCACCAAGCCUAGCAGUGCCUCCGCCGUCGGCAACAUCGCCGCUGCCGAUGCCGGCACCUGUGACCCCAAUAACCCGGCCGUCCGUCUCGAGUGGCGGAACUACUCGCCGGACGACCGGAAGGCUUUUGUCGACGCCAUCAAGUGCCUAAUCGACAAGCCCUCUUCCGGCGGGUUCCAGGGCUCGCAAAACAGAUACGAGGACAUCGUGUCGGUGCACCAACAACUCACUCCUAGCAUUCACCAGAGCGCCGUAUUUCUCCCGUGGCACAGGUACUACGUGUCGAUCUUCGAAUCACUGUUGCGUGAGGAGUGCGGCUUCGACAGGGCUCUCCCGUGGUGGGAUGAGACACUGGACGCGGGCAAUUUCGCCCAGUCGUCGAUAUUCACCGACGAAUACUUCGGCCCUCUUCCAGCGAAGACGUCCGACGGCCAGGGCACUUGUAUCGAGUCGGGCACAUUUGGUGGGCUGACACUCCACGUCGGCCCCGGCAGCCGAUUCACUGACCAUUGUUUGGCGCGCGCUGCCGACGAGGGUCUGACGGGAGUGGUCACCUCCCAGUUCGUCCAGGACUGCAAUUCGCGCAGCACAUACGAUGCCAUGCGAAGCUGUCAGGAGCUUGGUCCCCAUGCAUAUGGCCACAACGGCAUCGGCGCCGUCAUGUCUGAGGUCCAAGCCUCCCCCGGCGACCCCGUGUUCUUCUUGCACCACCUAUUCGUCGACCAUGGGUUCCGCGUUUGGCAGAACGGUGACCCUUCGCGCAGCAGCACCAUCGACGGCUGUGCCGGUAGCAGCAGCCCGUGCACCCCAGUUUCCAUGGACACGGUUCUCAGCUCGAAUGGACUACGACCUGACACCACCGUAGGCGCCGUUAUGGACACCUUGGGCGACUACUUAUGCUAUCGAUACGAUUACUAA
This is a messenger RNA of Durotheca rogersii, 1146 nucleotides long. Its product is annotated as Di-copper centre-containing protein. The transcript has 3 exons. The record is from RefSeq and is a predicted model, not a curated record. Gene Ontology annotation, molecular function: oxidoreductase activity. The coding region runs from base 1 to 1146 and encodes 381 amino acids. Lineage: Eukaryota; Fungi; Ascomycota; Sordariomycetes; Xylariales; Xylariaceae.